This is a messenger RNA of Anisakis simplex (herring worm), 1356 nucleotides long. Lineage: Eukaryota; Metazoa; Nematoda; Chromadorea; Rhabditida; Anisakidae. The record is from the annotation of a GenBank genome assembly.
AUGCAUACUUGUAUUGGUACUAUAAUUGUAACGUUUCUGAUCGUAUUGGCGGAAACAGGAGUACGAGGUAAAGUGCAGAGUGUUGUACGAGAGUGUGCAGGCGAGAAGAAUAAAGGGCAUGUUUGUGGAGCUACGGAUAAGGCUAAAUCAAAGGCUAAAGUUCAGUGGUAUUAUGAUCAAGAAACGGAAAUGUGUUUAGCGUUCAAAUACAAUGGAUGUGGUGGAAAUACGAAUCGUUUCAAUACAAUCAAACAAUGUGAAAGACAUUGUAUACCAGAGGAUUAUGGUUGGUGUGCACUCUCGAAAGACGCGUUUAAGAACAGCGAUGGUGAGAGCAGGGUGUGUUACGGUCACAACAUGCAACCUCAAGAGAAAUGCCCAGCCGAUUAUCGCUGCAAAAUGUUGGCAUUCUUCGGUGUAUGUUGCCCGAAACGUACUGAAGAGUUGUUCGAACGCAACUAUCGAGCACGUUGCGAGAAUGGUACCACCGUGAAAAUGGACCGUGGUGGGUAUGAAACGCCCGUAUUUGGACGUUCUUGUGCCGACGACUUCUGUCCAAUGGAUACCCGUUGCGUGGAUCAAGAAGUUCUGGCGUAUUGUUGCCGAGAUAGCACUUCUCUGGCAUGUUGGCAGAUUGCACUGACACUCUUCGAUUUCGGAAGAAUAUUUGGUAAAGAAUCCUCAACAAUGGCUUCAAUGCAACAUUUUUCGUUAGCUGCUCUACUACUUGCUGCUUCGAUUUGUUUGGGCAGUGAUAAAAUAAUAUUUUUGAAUGUGUGGAAUUGCUUCAAACGUAUCGGGUUUCUGUUUUGGAGCUUUCAAAUGCUCGGGAUUUUUUGCUACGGAAACAAAUUUCAACUAGAAUUUUUAAGUGAUGCCGAUAGAACGGAAUGUCAGCUACCGUUGGACAAAGGAACACCGUGUACACAGGAAGGAGGCGUGAAGCCGAGUGUUGCGUGGUGGCACGACGAUAAGAGCGGUAUUUGUCUGUCGUUCAAGUACACGGGAUGUGGUGGAAAUGCGAACCGUUUCACAACCAUCAAAAACUGUGAACAACAUUGCAAAAUGCCUGAUCGAGGCGCAUGUGCUCUCGGAAAGAAACCAGCCGAGGACAGCAAUGGAGAGCAACUGGUUUGUGCGGGCAUGCGAGAGGACAAAUGCCCUAACGGCUACCAAUGUAAAAUGAUGGCGUUCAUGGGUCUGUGCUGUCCAACGAAAGAAGAAGGUAAACCGGUCAAAAUGGAUCGAGGCAGUGGUUGGAUGAUGACCAUACUGGGCAAGUCUUGUGACGAUCAAUUCUGCCCUGAAGAUGCCAAAUGUGAACAGGGCAAAUUAUUUGCAAAUUGUUGUAAAUAA